This is a messenger RNA of Haliotis rubra (blacklip abalone), 1973 nucleotides long. RefSeq names its product caspase-3-like. The record is from RefSeq and is a predicted model, not a curated record. NCBI's taxonomy places the organism in Eukaryota, Metazoa, Mollusca, Gastropoda, Lepetellida, Haliotidae. Gene Ontology annotation, molecular function: cysteine-type endopeptidase activity. The coding region runs from base 658 to 1521 and encodes 287 amino acids. The transcript has 2 exons. Gene Ontology annotation, biological process: proteolysis.
AUAACGUCGAAAAACAUACCUCCCUUUCUUGGAUUCCCACCAGCUCUCUGUACGGGGGCGGCACCGAGCAAUAAAUAGGACGAGGUUACUUGGGCAGGUGAACGCAGGUGACAAUGAAAACGAAAGUACAUCAAACAGGAAGUGGGACACCAUGGUAGGACAUAUUACUUUGUAAUCCAGACAUUUCUCUGAAGGAUGGCACAAGCUUCUGUUGAUGCAGUUGUUUCAAAGGUGACACCUGGAAAGAAAGAAACAAAAUUGAAGAUAUGUCUGCUUGGACCAAGUGAGAGCGGAAAAUCAGAGUUUGUGAAAUAUCUGAUCAAAGGCAACCCUAACAAGCUUAUUUGUGUUAGUGAUUGCUUCUUUGUGCAUGGACUUCGCCUGGAGUAUGCCCCGCUGUGAUCUUUGACGUCACAGAAUGCAGAGGGAACAUAAGAUCACAACUCCAGCAGGCAAGUAAACACAAACCCGAUGUCUACUUUCUGUUGUUUGACGUGAAUUCCAAGACUAGCCUCUACAAAAUGAAAACUCCUGGCUCAAUGAUCUAUACGACCGGGACACUGUUACUAUUACCAUCGGCAACAAGUCCGACCUGCCCUCAAAUACUCAACAUGCCAGGUUCCUGGGGUAUUGGACAAAGGGUGGUUGUCAGGACAUAUGGAGAUUUCAUCCAUAACCGGACAAAACAUUGAUCGCUUGGUGCAAAGAACGGUAGAGAUCUUUACAGGUUUAGAUGUUCAAGGCCAAAUACCUCAGGUAACUCGUGCCAUGACUGCAUGUUCUCUGUCCAGCCAACCGCCUUGUAAUGAGUACAAGAUGGACACCAGUCCUAAAGGUGUAUGUCUUAUCCUCAGUAUGAGGUCAUUUCCAGAUGACAGCAAAUACAGAUAUGGCGCUGAACAGGAUGAAGUCAGCUUGGAAGAACUGUUUAGACAGUUUGGUUUCAAAGUAGAGAUCAAAACAGAUUUGGAGUGUUUUGAGCUUCUAAAAACGCUGAAGGGCAUGGCUUUACUGGAUCACUCUCAGUAUAGCUGUUUUGUUUGCGCUGUGAUGUCUCACGGGUCGUCCACAGCCAUCAAAGCAGCAGAUGGUCUAGAUGUAACAGUAGACCAGAUUACGAAGCAGUUCACGGCUAAACAGUGUCCUUCACUUCGGGGCAAACCCAAGGUGUUCUUGUUCCAGGCUUGUCGAGGUGUACAUGGACAACAGUUUCACCUUCACGAAACAGACUCUUGUUAUGGCGACAUGGAGGACGAUGCCAUAGUCCCUGUCCCCAACGAGGCCGAUUUCCUGAUUGCAAGGUCAACCGUUGACGGCUAUGUCUCUUAUCGUGACAGAAAGAAGGGAUCUUACUUCAUUUCCUACCUUGUGGAGAUACUGAGAGCCAACCCUGAACACAGCCUUAUGGCGUGUCUAACCUUGCUGAAUGAGCGUGUUGCUGACCUACAGUUUUGGGGAGACACAUGUCAGAUGCCAUGUUUCCACACCACGCUCAGGAAGGAUCUCGUCCUGGGACGGUAACUCUCAACAUACACUGUGGAGAUGCCGGUAAGAGUUGUGACAGGGGUUCAAUCUGAAUAUUAUCAGAUUAGGUUCAAGCAAGCAAAUCUUCCACCAUAGACAUCAUGGUCAUAGGCGUCGCUGCGUCAGCCUCUGUAAAUACCUUCGCAUAAGCCACUCGACCAAAGACGUUGACACUUGACAUAAUUGUUACAGUCAAUCAAGACCCUUCCCUUGUUCGGGAGGAUACAGUCCGAUAUUCGAUAAGGGCGACUCGGCAGAUUGGCAUGAAUUACAAGGGUCGACGUAGAUUCGAGUUUCUCAACAGUCAUCUUCGGCGAUUUUUGAUAAUGUUGCAAAACUAGACGUUCCUCAUAUUUACGGGAUCCCGUGCAUCAAUUGUACUUGGACGGAACAUGGACGUUUGUUCAAAAUAAUCCAAUGGGAUACAUGUAAAUUCUGACAAUACAAAA